This is a messenger RNA of Harpegnathos saltator (Jerdon's jumping ant), 4476 nucleotides long. RefSeq names its product transient receptor potential-like (gene trpl). Gene Ontology annotation, cellular component: cation channel complex; plasma membrane. Bases 249 to 3821 code for a protein of 1190 amino acids. Lineage: Eukaryota; Metazoa; Arthropoda; Insecta; Hymenoptera; Formicidae. Gene Ontology annotation, molecular function: store-operated calcium channel activity; protein binding; inositol 1,4,5 trisphosphate binding. Gene Ontology annotation, biological process: regulation of cytosolic calcium ion concentration; calcium ion transmembrane transport. The record is from RefSeq and is a predicted model, not a curated record. The transcript has 17 exons.
CAUUUCUCUUGCGAGCUUCACGUCGUUCGCGCCAAGAUCUUGCCUGCCGCUUCUCGCUUCGCCACGGACUCCGGGACUACUCCGCCAAGACUUCCGGUGGCUCCCUUCGCUGAUUGUUCGCGCUGUCGGUGCUUUGUCGACACUUUGGACCGCUGAGGAAAUGAUCCCAACGGUCCUUCUCGCUUUGCGUAAGCGGCUUUGGUAAAGUUGAAGACAGUCGUGAUCAAGACGGAAGGUGACACGUCAGGAUGGGCGACGAAAAGAGCGAAAGGGACGUGGAGACCUCAGAACACGGCACGGACAGCUACAUACUUAAUCUUCCUCGGCCGCUCAAUCUCGAAGAGAAAAAGUACCUGUUGGCCGUGGAAAGGGGUGACCUGCCCAAUGUGAAGAGGCUGCUGCAGCUUGCGAGUAAGGGCAAGUUUCAGGGAAAAUCGUUGGACGUGAAUUGCGUGGACAGUCUGGGUCGUGGUGCUUUGACUUUGGCGAUAGAAGCGGAGAAUUUAGAAAUGGUCGAGUUACUGGUUGUGAUGGGAGUCGAGACCAAGGACGCCCUGCUCCACGCCAUUGAUCAGGAAUUCGUGGAGGCGGUCGAGUUACUGUUGGAACAUGAAGAACUUCUCACGGCGAGCCAACUGACUGAACAAAAUUCAGAGAAAGAUAUUAUACAUAGCUGGCAGAAAGUAGACCCGGCAUCGGCUAGGUAUUCGAUGGACAUGACACCCUUGGUGCUCGCGGCGCAACGCAACAAUUACGAGAUUCUGAAGCUUCUGCUCGACAGGGGAGCUACCCUGCCGAUGCCGCACGACGUGAGGUGCGGCUGCCAGGACUGUCUUCAGGCAUCCACCGGCGAUCCAUUGAGACUGUCGUCCACCAGAAUAUCCGAGUACAAAGCAUUAGCUAGUCCAAGUUUAAUAGCUCUGAGCUCUUCGGAUCCCCUAAUAACGGCUUUCCAGUUGAGUUGGGAGCUCAGGGAAUUAGCGAUAUCGGAACCGGAGAGCAGAGCAGAGUACUUGAAGCUGCGGCGGCAAGUGGAGAAAUUCGCUGUGGACCUAUUACAACACGUACGGACCACCACAGAGCUGGACACCAUUCUGAAUUAUGAUCCCAACGAGGAAAAUAUCGAACUCAGCAAGCAGCUGGCUCGAUUGGAACAAGCUAUAGAGUACAGGCAAAAGAGAUUUGUCUCGCACUCUCACGUUCAACAGCUUCUGGCAGCGAUUUGGUACGAAGGUGUACCCGGAUUUCGAAGGAUGUCAACCACGCAGAGAGUCACUAUCCUCGUAAAGACCGCAGUUAUGUUUCCCUUUUUUUGUAUGAUGUACUAUCUGAUGCCCGAGUCGAAAACCGGCCAGCUCAUGCGUAAACCCUUCAUGAAGUUUCUCAUUCACGCGUCGUCCUACUUGUUCUUCUUAUUCGUGCUCAUGCUAGUGUCGCAGCGUGCGGAAGUCGAGAUCGUUAGACUCUUGGGCACUCAGGAAAUGAAGAGAAACCUAGAAGCUUAUUUGGCACGACAGAGAGGAGCAGCUCCUACGCCUCUGGAAGGCAUUGUCGUACUAUACGUCACCGGAUUCAUAUGGGAAGAAAUAAGAGAGGUUUACGUGGACGGUCUGAAAGCUUACUUGCGGGAUAUGUGGAACUUCAUCGACUUUACGAGAAACAUGCUAUAUUUAGCGACCGGCCUUCUCCGACUGGCAGCUUAUCUUCAGCAACGCUCCGAAAUACGAUCGAAUCCGUCUGCCGCACUAAUACCUAGAGAAAACUGGGGCGAUUUCGAUCCGCAGCUGAUCGCGGAAGGUCUCUUCGCGGCCGCAAAUGUUUUCAGCGCUUUGAAGCUUGUCCAUCUCUUCAGCAUCAACCCGCACCUGGGACCUCUUCAGAUAUCACUGGGCAGAAUGGUGAUCGACAUCGUCAAGUUCUUUUUCAUCUACAGCCUAGUAUUAUUUGCCUUUGCCUGUGGCUUGAAUCAACUACUGUGGUAUUUUGCGGAAUUGGAGAGGCGGAAAUGUUAUAGCGGAAUGUCGGACCCGUCGUGGGAUGCCGGCAGUGACGCCUGCUUAAGAUGGAGAAGAUUCAGCAACCUGUUUGAAUCGUGUCAGAGUCUCUUCUGGGCCAGUUUCGGCAUGGUGGGCAUCGAGGCCUUCGAACUCACUGGAAUCAAGUCAUACACUCGAUUUUGGGGCCUUCUAAUGUUCGGAUCGUAUUCCGUGAUCAACGUGAUCGUGUUGCUGAAUCUAUUGAUAGCUAUGAUGAGCAACAGCUACGCCGUUAUUGAGGAACACUCCGACACCGAAUGGAAAUUCGCGCGAACAAAGUUGUGGAUGAGCUAUUUCGAGGAAACUGGUACCCUGCCACCGCCCUUCAACAUCUUUCCGCCGCCAAAGUUGUUCUUCCGGCUGUGUGGUUUGCGGAAAAAGCCUGUCGGCGUACGUAGCAGCGUACGCCGAAGGGCACGUGAAUACAAAUACGGAGCUGUGAUGAGAGCCCUUAUAUGGCGCUACGUUGUGAACGCGCACAGCGAGCACGAGCUGGAACCAGUUAAUGAAGACGACAUCCACGAAGUUAAGUCUGACUUGUCGUCUUGGAGAUGCGAGCUUUUGGAUAUCUUGCACAGAAACGGCAUGGACAUCGGCGACGUUGAUAUGAAAGAAAAAACUAUACUCGGUAAGAAGAUGAAGAUCUGGGAGAGGAGGCUGAUGAAGGACUUCCAAGUGGCGGGCCCCGUGAAUCCUACUGAUUCCGAGCUCCAGGAAGAGUUGGCUAUCCAGCCGCCCGAGAAUGAAGAUAACGUCCAAAGAUGGAAGAGAGUCGCGAGAUUAGCCGUACUGACUUCAGCUGAACAACGUUGGAGUCAGGUGGUGAGGAAUGCAGUCAAGAGCUCUCAAAUUGGCAAAAGCAACACUAAGGCGUCGCUGCAAAGUCAACAGAGCCUGAAGACAGCCAUGGAAGAGGCAAAGCGUUUGGCACAAAAGAGCCCUUUGCCGCCUGUUAUGCCAGUCCAAUUACCGGAAACCACGGCGGCCACGAUACUACAUGUUUUGCACAACAUCGUCGAGACUGAGAACGAUGUUAAACCAGAUUUCGCAGAUGAAGGAGGAAUCCCAAAGAAUCAAGGUCCCCCAAUCUCCCAAAUUUUGGGAUCUGUGCCCAAGCUUCAGGCGAAAUCUACAUCCUCGAUUGAUUUUGAGGACGAGACUACUACUACGAAAGCUACAGCGCCGUUAUUACCACUUCGUACGUCACCACCGAAGGUGAUUAAACGAAAGGCACCUGCUCCUAGCACUCAAUCAUCGAUUGCGCAACCGUCAACUUCUUGGGUAUCAACUCUCUCGACUACUGCGGCCGUUACUUCCACAAUUACCUCUUCUACUUCGGUUAUUUCUACAUCUGCCACUACUACUGCUUCUACUGUUAUAUCUACUGCGACAGCUUCUACUACCGCCAAAUCUACUACUAGUACUGCCACUACUGCUGCUUCCAAGUCCACCGCUACUACUAUCGCUGCGAAAACUACUUCUACUGUUACGAACUCCAUUGCCACAAGUAGCACUUCUAGUGCUAUAAAAACUUCCUCCAGCUUGUCCACGGAGAGUCAAAGCAAGUGUUCUACUAGCGCAAGUGUACCUCCGGUCAGUGUGAAGGAUGGCAGCAGUUCAGUCAGAGCGCGCCCGAAAGUUUCACACAGUCCUAAACUUCCAACUAUUCCGUCGUUGUCAGUUGCCUCGAGCUCGGAGAAUAACAAGACUGAUGAUCGCGAAAAGUUCGUUAACAUCACGCCCAAAUCGCCGUACGGUAAAUCGCCGAGAGGAGGGUGGCUUUAGACACAAGGUUGCAAAUAAAUAUUCCCAUACUGCACAGAAGUUGCAACGGCAUUGCUGCAACGUUGAAACAAUGUUGCAAUGUUGCAGCAACGUUGUAGCAACGUUGCAGCAAUAUUCUGUGCUGUAUAGGUAUGUAUAAAUUAAGAGGAAAAUCCCGUUUUGCACGUGAUUGUUAUAAAACUCAGUUACAUAAGGCCAUUAAUACACCGCGACAAAUGCAAUAUGUUAAACAACCGAGGACAAAUCGGUCUGUUAAAUUAUCUGUUAUAUCACCGAACAAUGGUCCGAAAAUAAGAUCGGACAAAACUCUUGUAUCUCUAACCGCAUUAGCUUUAAUUUUAUUUAUCCCAAUUAUUCUACCGAUUGCAUAUUAGAAUAUCCUUUUGUUCCUAAUCACAAAGGACAAAUUUGUUACGCUUUUAUAUUAUUUAUAUUAUUUAUAAGAUACGCUUUAUAUUAUUUAUACUAUAAUACGUUGCUCCAAGUAAAGAAGCGAAGCGAAGAACGGCUGCGGGGUCGGCCGUGUAAAUUUACGUGACGCAUUUAGUUGAAUAAGAGCGAGAUUAUCAUUUGUAACUAUUAUAACAGCUACGAGAUUGUAUGCAAAAUGGUAUACAGUGUUUGUUGUUAUCUAAAUAAAAUUAUAUAGACAAUA